GCUCUGCCCCCUCCUUGCUUGUUCUUCCCACUAUGACUAUUUGUUUCCCAUAGAACACAGCCUGUCGGAUCCAAUCUUGGGUUAGUUAUUUAAAAAAUCUGUAGCGCCAUCUUGCGGCUGUUGAAAUAUAUACUUCCGUUCGUUCAUGCAGAGUUUUUAUUCGGAACGAUUGGUCACAACAAUAACAACAACCACCACCAUGGCAGCAGCUGGCGCUGACAUGAAGCCCCUUCAAAAUGCCAUGAAAAUAGCUAAAGUGGCUAUACAACUGGACGCAGGGAACCGACAUAAGGAGGCUUACUGUGAAUACUUGAGGAGUAUCAACUUCAUCUCCCACUCACUUUUGGAGGAUGCUGUAUCGAGGCAGGGAGAGAUAGUAGCAGUAGAGGUGGAAAAGAUGUUGAGGCUGGCUGAGCAGUGUUUGGAGAGAGCCAAGUCCUCCUUCAUAGGAAGGAGAGAUGAACCUGCAACCCCUACCUCCUACACGACACCUAUCAACUUGGCAGCACUCAGCCUGACCACAGCCUUAGCAGUAAGCCCUGGAAAGAUUGUUUCGCCACAACCAGAAGAGCCGGUUAUUUACUCGGGGCCUAAACAUAACCCCAGGCCUGGACAGCGCAGAGUUCUCUCUGAGGGUGGAGGGGAGGUCACCACCUUCCUGCCCCCAGAAGUCUUCCAGAGUUUGCAGAUAGUGGAGUCACUGGAUACCAGGAAGGAGCUUACACCCAUAGAGGAGGCCUCGCGGUUGAACCAGAAGUUGAAAGAAAAUUAUGAAGCUCGUCUGGCCCGACUCCCCCCUGCUCAGGCCCGUACACAGAAGACUUCCCUGACACUCUCUCUUCAGAGGCAGAUGAUGGAGAACCUGAUCAUUGCCAAGGCCAGGCAAGAUGCUCUCCAAAGGAAGAUGGAGGAGAGGAGACUGCGGCUGCAGGAGGAGGCCAACAGGAGGUUUGCCGCAUCUGGAACAAUUACUGCAGAAGAACAGGAGCAACGUGUUCUGUACACAAAUGUUUUGGAAUAUGAACAAGAUCAUGACUGGCCCAAGCUAUGGAAAACCAACAUUAAGAAAAAUCCUAAUGAUGCCACAUUGGUUUCUGGGCUUGUUUCAUGUCUUCUCAGCUGUCCAGACCACCCUGUGAUGAUGCUACUGAAAAGGCUCCAGUACAGAGUUUACAACAGGCUCUACCCAAUCGUGAGUAAGAGUCUCCCUGCAAGUCCUGCCCUGCCCAUGAAACCCUCCCACAGCGCUCAGAGCCUGUUGAUGUCAGACUCUCAUCAGAACGUGUCAAAAUCAGAAGUGGGCCACAGUAUGUCCUCCGAUGCCUCUCUCAAUAUCUCCUUCUCCCAUGACCAUAUUGCUAACGAGGAGGAUAGUGAUGGGCCCCAUACACUGGACAGGGAGAAUUCGUUUGAGGAUCUGGAGCAGUUUCUGACACAGCUGGACUGGGCUCCAUCACAUGGGGACCCUGACGUGACCUUUGAACAAUCACAGUUGGAUCAGGAGGAGUCUCUCGUUCAAGACUUGGAGAUGCGUGAUCUCAAAGAACACCUCAAGGCUAUUGUGAAGGACAUCCAUAUUGCCAUUGAUCAACUGCUGUCGCUAUGUCUGCUCUCCUUUGAGUGUCUGAACACAGCCAGUUCUAAGGACCUGUGUGUGGCCAGUAUAGAAGAAGCCUUCUUCACUCCCCUCUGGAGCUCUUUGUUGGCUCUCUUCAGGAAGGUCCAUAGAGAGAAGGAGCUGUCCUUUGAGUCCAGUAUGAGGCUGUAUCGGGAUGCCUCACCUGGUGAUGUUGGUGUCGCAUCGAAACUGUACCCCCAGGACCCUGUCGUGCUGCAUGGUUCCUACCCCUAUGAUUCGGCAGUGCAAGAGCUUCGCUUGCUGUGCAGAGAUUGCUGUCCCCAGAGAAAGCUGGAGUGCAUUGUUCGAACGUUGCGUCUGAUCUGUGCUUGUGCUGAUGACUACUCCUGCCUUCAUGAGGCAGAAUCCAAAACCGCAGCCAUUGGGGCAGAUGACUUGUUGCCCAUCCUCUCCUAUGUGGCUCUGCACUGUGAGCUGCCUCAGUUGGUGUCAGAGUGUGCUGCCCUGGAGGAGUUCAUUCAUGAAGGGUAUCUGAUUGGAGAGGAGGGCUACUGCUUGACCUCCAUGCAAAGUGCUCUGCAAUAUGUGGAGUCAUUGCACACAGGAGGAUUUCAGCUGCACAACACUAAAUUCACCUGAUACAGGAUGAAGAUUUGUUUAGAACAGACAUAGAGAGCGGUUGGGGCAGUGUUGACCUGAUGGGUCUGUGUGCUGGAAGCCUGGCAGGGAGGAGGGGAGAGACACUGACGGGCAUAUGGCUGGAUUGUUCAGAGUGUUUCCGGACCAGAGGAGAAAACAUGCCAAUGCGAAUCAGGAGGAGUCCAGACAACCGCAGAGGACUAACUUUAAUGCAUAACUCGUGCUCACUGUGUCCCCUUGAAUCGCUUCAAGUCCACUUACCUUGUCACCCACAUGCAAGCUGAAAUCUCAGUCAGAGCUCGGAUCCUAUCAGGACCCAUUAUGCCGUAACAGACUACUCAGUCCCAGCCUCCUUGGCAGGAUAUACUGCUCUAUUCCCAGACAGAUCCUCGCAACCCCUCUUCCACCUCCCCUCAUAACAGCCUAUUACACGUACACACCCCAUGUGGUGCUGACAUCCAAUACACGGACUCUAUAAAACAAAACCUGAGUGGGCUCCCAAAUGGCACAAUCAAGGGUCUGGAAUCAAACCGGACCCUGGUUUGAUUCCAGGCUGUAUCACAACCGGCUGUGAUUGGGAGUCCCGUAGGGCAGCGCACAAUUGGCCCAGUGUCGUCCGGGUUUGGCUGGGGUAGGUCGUCGUUGUAAAUAAGAAUUUGAUCUUAACUGACUUGCCUAGUUAAAUAAAAAAAUUAAACCUGCUCUUUCCAUGACAUGGACUGACCAGGUGAAUCUACAGUACACAGUUUCAUUGUAACCCUUGAAAAACACACCUCAUUCAACUCAUUGAGGGCUUGAUGAUUAGUUGAGAAGUUGAAUCAGGUGUGCUUCUCCAGGGUUACAAUUCAAAUGUGUAAUGUUGGUGUUACUGGAGGACCAGGGUAGGGAAACACUGGUGUAACGUACAGGAGGAGCUAGAGGUGAAGCAGCGGAAUGUUUGUACUUCUGGUGGCCAGACCUGGGUUCAAAUACUAUUUCCAUUGAUUUUCAAUAGAUUUCUAAACAAGUAAUCAGAUAACCUUUAUUUGGAGAAAACAAAACAAGUAGUUGAAUAUUGGAAUGUAUUUGUGAUGUAUCACUGAUGGGCUGGGAGCGUUUUGAGCUGAUUACUUUUGCCUUUCAAAGUUUUUUGCAUUAUGGGGAUAGAAAUUGUUUGACUUGCGACUACAUGUUGACUGCAAACAUCAACUGAUCAAAGGUCAUGAAAUUUUGACUGCAGGUUUAUGCAGUUGAUCAAUACCAGCUUUAUCCUGCAGCCAUCGCCUGCAUUGUUGAUUAUUGUCAGCUAAUCAUUUGGGUGUUUUUGUUUGACCCACAACAAAUGUGACCAACGACAUGAAACAGGAACCAACUUUGUAUACAGUGGAUAUGUACAAAUGAAUGUGAUAUUUGAGUCCCCCUCUCUCACCAAUUGAUUGUACAAUGUACCAUCAUAUUUUCAGGUUGUGAGUGCUUGAUAUGGAGGUUGGAGACAUGUUUAUUUCGACAUUGUUUAUAAGAUAUGUUCUUUAUAAUGUCAACACUGCCAUGAACCUUGCGGUUGGAAAAACACAUCAGUGUCCGACUUUCGGUUGUCACAGGUGCACCUCCCCCGACUUCACUCCUCAACCUUUGUCUACAGUCUACAAAAAAUCUAUUUAAAAAACAAGUAUCAAAAUACACAUGCACUGUAUUUGAACCAAGGUCUACUGGUGGCUUGUUAUAUCAGCCUAUAGCCCUGUGUGAGGUACAGUGUCCUGGCUCUAGAGUGUGAUCUAUACCAGAGGGUGCAGCAAUAGGAAGCCCUAGGUUGAGAUAGUUGGGCUGAACUUGACAACAUCUGUGUUCGGUGGGUUCGUCCUCACCAAAGGACCAUGCCAGGCGCCCUGGAAAGUAUGAAUGACAGCUACCCAGUGCAUUUGUCAACCCAUUGCCUGCUGACAUCUACUGUUCAUGUCAACAUUGGGAACUAAUCAUCUGAUAAGAUCUGGUGUGUGUGAGGCCAUGCCCUGACGAUGCUGGCGUGAGAUCAAACUGUCCUCUCCAUCUCCCUCUGACCUCAGAGCUGGCCACAAAUUUGAUUAAAGUUUGUGGAGUGUGUAAUCCUCCAGAAAGGUCUCCAAAAACACUAAAUAAUCAUUUUUUUAAUAGAUACAACAUUAAAUAGACAAAUCCCUCUGCUCUCUCUUUCAUCAUACCACUCUAAGAGUUGUUUCCCUGUCUGUCAUAUGUGGACCGGACCACACACACACACACCCACCCACAUUAUUGUAACUUAAGAUUCAUUGUAACAAAGAAACACAAAUACUUGCAGGUGCUUAAGUGAUAUAUAAGAGCACAUGUUCAAAAUGUUAUUUUCAGAGUUUCCCAGAAUGUAUCAAGUAAAUCUGUUCCCUGCCAGUCUGUCUCUCAGCCUGACUGUAUGUUGUGGUGUCUUUUGGCCUGUGAAUGUGAGGCAUGUGGGGUUUUUUUUAUUCAAAACUUAAGCUUUGGUAAGCACUUGGUACACUCACACAGGAAGGGGAGCAUGAUACUGCCAAGGUCUCAUAUUUGUUUUUUCCGUCUGUUUUAAUAUUUCAAUCCCUUAACUGGUUCACAUGUUUUAAAGGGGGAUGGGUCAGUCCAAUGUUUUAUGAAAACCAGAAAAUAAAUUUGAUGCCCACUUAACAAGCAAGGUAGAACAGUUAUCAUGACUUCAGUCUGUCCUCAGUGAUCUGUUGUGUCAUCAGGUAUAGGCCCAGCCCAGAAUAUCUUAAACUUAACUAGUGCAAUUCAUCAUUUGCAUUUCAAUUGUUUACAGUACAUAUUGAAUUACUUUAAUGAUAUAUAAAGACAGCUGUAUUUUUGUCUGCUCUAGUUCCUUUUAUUUAAUGCAGAACUACACCAUUGUCAACAACAGCUUCAGUGCCUCUUAGUGAAACGUCAAAUGAGGUCAGGUGCCAUACAACCUGCAUAGUGCUCUUUGUCAGGAGGGAGACCCUCCUAUUUGACUGAUCUGUGACCCACUGAACGCUUAAAAUACUAAUGUUACGUCGCUCUGUAAUUUUGUAAUACAUUAAAAAAAUCCCUUCUCACCCUA
Molecule: messenger RNA, 5276 nt
Organism: Salvelinus fontinalis (brook trout)
Lineage: Eukaryota; Metazoa; Chordata; Actinopteri; Salmoniformes; Salmonidae
Product: VPS9 domain-containing protein 1-like
Exons: 16
Coding region: 146-2218 (690 amino acids)
Biological process (GO): vesicle-mediated transport
Cellular component (GO): endocytic vesicle; cytosol
Molecular function (GO): small GTPase binding; guanyl-nucleotide exchange factor activity
Source: RefSeq, a predicted model, not a curated record